Molecule: messenger RNA, 3730 nt
Organism: Linum trigynum
Lineage: Eukaryota; Viridiplantae; Streptophyta; Magnoliopsida; Malpighiales; Linaceae
Source: the annotation of a GenBank genome assembly
AUCUAGACAUUCAAACAAGUGAUUUUUCAAAUACAACCAUUCAAACAAAACAUCAAUUUAGAAUGCACACAUUGACAGAAUUCAUCAAUUUAAAAAAUCACAAUUUCCAAACAACCACUUAAUUUAUUGUAGCACAUUCUAUUUUCAAGAUUGCAAAAUGAAUGUCUUGUAACACAUCCUAUUUUUACUCAAUACGAGAUCUAAACUAAAAUUUUCUUCCAUGACAUAUUCAAUAUAAAUUAUAAAAGAAACAAACAAAUUAAUAAUGCAUGUCAUUAAUGUUGUGUCUAUUUUAUUUUCAAAAUUGAGACAUGAAUGUCUACUUUUAUCAAUAUUCAAAAAAAAAUCAUCAUAUGCCAAAAAUGUAUUAUUAAAGAACUAAAUUGAUCUGGUUUUAGAUUAAAUUACUCCAGAUAACAAAAUAUGCAAGUUAUUAGUUAAUCUAAUUUGAAUUAAAAGACUUUGGACAUCAUGAUAUAAAAGCUAAAUGAGUAAUUAUUCAAUCAUAUUAAAAAGAUAAAUUAAAUAUAUUGAAAUUUAAGAAUUUAAGAAACCAUAAUAUGUAAGAUAAAUGAGUAAUAGUUCAGCCAUAGCCACAUUAAAAAAAUAUAAUAGAAUUUUAAAAAGGUAAGGUAAAUUACCAAUUAUCAAAGUGUCACCUUCAAAAUAUUGAAGACCUAACUUAUAGGAAAAUCUUCAACUUCAGACUAACUUAACUUUCUUGUUACAUUUGUGUAAUUUAGCUCUAGUUUAUACGAAAUUUUGGACAUAAUUUUAAAUGGUUGGAAGCCCACUAGACCAGUUAUAGCUCCGCCCCUAAGUAUAAAACGACUGUAAACCUCACACAGUAAUAAAUUGACAGAAAUUACAUUAAUUUGUGAGAUGUAUAAAUAAAGAAUUAAACCAACGGGGAAUUAUAAUUAAUUCUACAAACGGAUAUUCGAAAGAGCACCUUAUUACUAUUUUCAAUUUAUCCCGUACCAAAAAAAGGAAGAAAAAACGAACAAAUUCCCCAGUCCCCACACGCUCCACCGAGAGCUACUUUUCCCUAGUUCGCACGUGCCGGCCCGUAUUCGAGUUCAACAAAGACAAGGACUUCCUGGUUAUUUCCGAGAAGGAAAAGGACUAAUAAUGUAAUUUUCCAACAACGCCAAAAACCCUCGCUUUAUAUAGCCUGCUGUCCGCCAGCCACAAUCCCUCUUUCGCUCUCUGGUUUAUUUUUGCUUGCAGCGGCUUCUGCUCAUUCGUCUUUCAAUCCAAUCGAGAGCGAAGCCUCUGCAGCAGCACAACCAUGUUGGUCUAUCAAGAUCUCGUCACCGGUGAUGAGCUUCUCUCUGACUCAUUCCCCUACAAGGAGUUUUUGGAUGGAGCUUUGUGGGAAGUUGAUGGAAAGUGGGUUAUUCAAGGCGCAGUCGAUGUCGACAUUGGUGCGAACCCUUCUGCUGAAGGAGGUGGUGAUGAUGAGGGUGUUGAUGACCAGGCUGUUAAGGUUGUUGAUAUUGUCGACACCUUCAGACUUCAGGAGCAACCCGCUUUCGACAAGAAGCAGUUUGUUACCUACAUGAAGAGGUACAUCAAGGUCUUGACCCCUCUCUUGGAAGGGGAGGCCCAGGUGCAGUUUAAGAAAACCAUUGAGCCAGCAACUAAGUUCCUCCUCUCUAAGCUCAGUGACCUCCAAUUUUUCGUCGGGGAGAGCAUGAAGGAUGAUGCCACCUUGGUGUUUGCUUACUACAAGGACGGUGCUGCCGACCCUACAUUUUUGUACCUCCCCCACGCCUUGAAGGAGAUCAAGUGCUAGAAAGAGAGAGAGAUGAGUAGUGGCGCUUAGAAGUUAAACAAACUUCAUUUGCUCUAGUUCUAGUUUUGGUUGUCCCAGUCUUCUUUUCACCGUUAUGUACUCUUAGACUCAGCUUCGGCUCUUUGUUAUGCGUUCGUAUUUCGUUUUGGAACUUGGAAACUUGGGUUCAACGGCUAUUGAGGAUACUUAUUGUUUGGUGUGACACAUAAUUGUGGGUGGUUCGUUAUUAUUGGAUGUGUGUGUGGUUUAUCAGAAUUUACAGGAAUACUGGGCUGAUUGAGGUGAUUCAUUCCUGAGUGAUUGUCUCGGUUUGAGGAUGUUUAGGAACUAGCAGAUUGGCUUGUAAUCUGGGUUAUCUAGUCGUUGUAGAACCUGUACCGUCCUUGCUGUCUUGUGUAUUGUUAUUGGCAGGGAUGAAGACCAAUUCAUUUAGUUCUUCGUCACCAAUGUGCUGACGAUAAAAUUACCUUGGGUUAUGACGAUAUGCAAUGUUCUUGGGUUAAUUUGGGAUAUGAAGUUCAGAAGAUGAAAACAGAAAUUGAUUCUUCACCUGUGCUGCUGUGCAUUAUGACCUCGUUGUUUCGUUUCCUCUUGGUUUUCUUUGUAAUUGAUACUGUAAAUGCGUCUCUUGCUGCUUAAAUUUGUGUCAGAAGUUCAUACCACAUUUUGGACAUUAACUCUCAAUUUUGCACCUGCUUACAGAGGAGUAAUGAAAGGGGUUCUACUAGGGUGGCCCGAUCGGCCUGACCCUUAGCCUGGCUGAGAUACAAAAAGUUACAGAGGUUGGUGCGAUUGUGGUUCAUCGUACCACAUUUUUUGGUUAAUCGCGACAAGAAAUCAUAAAAUAUUGCUAAUCACAUAUUGCACCAUUUUGCAUGGUGUUUGAUCAUUAGUUGUGGUGUACCACAAAUUACAAGUAAUAAAAACUUUAAUUCAACAAAAAAUAUUGGGUGAAUUCCAAGUUCCGUCACUAAAAAGUGUCUGUUUAGUCAUUGGAAAAAAUUAAUAUCAAUAAUUGUCACUAAGUUUGGUAAAACAUGUCAUGUUAGAUCACUCUCCGUUAGUCUCCGUCAAACUCCGUUUGUGAAGUCCGUUAAGUGCUAACGUGGCAAACGGAAUCGCUUAGUCAGCCAGAUCUAACUCAACGAAAAUAAAAUCCGGCCUGACACGUCAUUAAAACCCACCAUGUCAUUAUAAUCAACCUAACCCAACCCUUGAACCAAUCCAAACCCUUUGACCCGACCCUUCUCCUCCUUCCUCCCACCUCCUACUUUCCCCAAAUCCACAAACCAACGGCUGGGCCGCCAGAAUCCUCAAACAACUCAACUCACCGUCGGGCACCAACGAGCACUCCGGUUGCGGCCGCUACAUAUCCCUCCUGAGUCCUGACUAAACUCAUAAGAGAAAUUGUACGCCACCGCCAAGUUCACCAACUCCGCAUCGAGCAAACCCGCUUCGGGACCGGCCCAGAGAGCUCAUUAUGUGCCAAGUUCAGAACUUCGAUCUCGGGCAUAUGACCCAUCAGCGUAUUGAAGCUCACGUCGAAAUGUGCAUAUGGGAGAAGAGCCUGAUUCCUUCGGGGACGUACCCCGUGAGCUGAUUGAUGAGGAAGAGAAUCUCUUUGAGUCUCGAGUUCAUGAACCACAUGCUUAAGGGAUUUGUCCGGUGAACUUGUUGUAGCCCAAAUUGAUGACGGAGUCCGGGGACUUGCCGAGAUUGUCCGGGAUUUCACCAUCGAAUUGGUUGUUGUUGAGGAAGAUGGCGUCGAGGCGUUUGUCGAAGAGGGCAUCAGAGAUUGAACCCGAGAAGGAGUUGAACCGAAGGUCCAGGUAGACGAGAUUGGGGAUGUAGAGGACGGAGGAGGGAACUCAUCGGGGAAUUGGUUGUUGUUGAGGUCUAAUUCCUAGAGGUAAAUUAAGUCACAGAAUGUCU